Molecule: messenger RNA, 2357 nt
Organism: Lathyrus oleraceus (garden pea)
Lineage: Eukaryota; Viridiplantae; Streptophyta; Magnoliopsida; Fabales; Fabaceae
Product: pentatricopeptide repeat-containing protein At2g15980
Exons: 2
Coding region: 92-1567 (491 amino acids)
Molecular function (GO): protein binding
Source: RefSeq, a predicted model, not a curated record
AAGAAGCAAAAUCUCAAUAUCCAUGCCUUCGCUAACUAGGGAACCAUGGGGUUAGAUAGUUUAUAAUCCAUUCACUCAUAAACCCAAACAAAUGAUGAUUCAAGUUGAAAUAGCCAAACACCUACACAAACCUCUAAAUCUCAAACUAAAACUCUUAACCUUCUUCUUCUCAUCUUCUUCUUCUUCCUCUUCACAACAACAACAACAACAAAUUUCUGUAAUUUCCGCAGUUUCAAUCCUCACCAACCAACGUUCCAAAUCCCGCUGGAACACUCUCUAUUCCCUCUACCCAAACGGAUUCAACCCAAUCGAUUUCUCCCAAAUCACUCUCCACCUCCACAACAAACCCCACCUCGCACUUCACUUCUACCAAUGGACCAAAUCCAAAUCCCUCUGUCACCACAACCUUUCCUCCUACUCCACCAUCAUCCAUAUCCUCGCACGUGCCCGUCUCUACUCACACGCUUACAACACCAUCAGAACCGCACUUCUCAAUUCCGAAACCCACUCCACUUCCACGCCGUUGAAGCUUUUCGAGAUUCUCGUUAAUUCUUAUCGAGAUUGUGGAUCUUCUCCUUUUGUUUUUGAUUUAUUGAUUAAAGCAUGUUUACAGUCUAGAAAAAUUGAAUCUUCGAUUGAAAUUGUUAGAAUGUUACUCUCCCGUCGGAUUAGCCCCAAUGUUAUGACUUUGAAUUCUUUGAUUUCUAGGGUUUGUUCAAAAUUUGGGGUGGAUUUAGGGUAUGAGAUUUACCGGGAGUUUUUUAGGUUAGGUGAAGAAAAAUAUGAUUUUUCCAAAAGGGGUUUUAGAGUUGUUAAUCCUAAUGUGCAUACUUUUAAUACAUUGAUGUUGUGUUGUUAUCAAAAUGGUUUGAUGGAGAAGGUUGAGGAAAUUUGGGGUGAAAUGAGUGAAAUGAAGUGUGAUCCUAAUGGUUAUAGCUAUAGUUUAUUGAUGAGUGCAUUUUGUGAGGGAGGGAGGAUGGGAGAUUGUGAAGAGAUGUGGAAGGAAAUGAGGAAGAAGGAAAUUGAGCCUGAUGUGGUUAGUUACAACACUAUAAUUGGUGGGUUUUGUAAGAUUGGUGAUGUUGGAAAAGCUGAGGAGUUUUUCAGAGAAAUGGGAUUGGUUGGUAUUGAUGCAACUGGUUCAACUUAUGAGCAUCUUGUUACGGGGUAUUGUAGUGUCGAGGAUGUUGAUUCGGCUGUUCUUGUUUAUAAGGAUAUGUUGAGGAAGGAUUUUAGACCUGAUGCAUUGACCCUUGAUAUGGUGGUUAGGUUACUUUGUGAUAGAGAUAGGGUUGAUGAAGCUAUGGAGUUUUUCAGGAGUGGAGUUGUGAAGUUUGAUUUGGUUCCAAAAGAGAAGAGUUAUGAGGCCUUGAUUAAAGGGUUGUGUUUUGAGGGUAAGAUGGAAGAAGGGUUGAAGCUUCAGGCAGAGAUGGUAGGAAAAGGGUUUGAACCGAAUUCGGAUAUAUAUGAAGCUUUUAUUGACGGGUAUAUUAGACAAGGGAAUGAGGAAAUAGCAGAAGCUUUGAGGAGAGAAAUGGUGCAAACUCGUGCAGAGAUAACCGAUUGAUUACUUUUUGUUUGCCAUUAACGGGAAGUGAAAAGAGAAUCACAAAGAGGGUAACAGAUAGAGGUUAAAAAGAGAGGAUGCCAAGGACAGAAACCAUGACACAAAGGCCAAAGCUGCUGAUAUCCUGUACCUGCAGCAAAGCUUUAUAGGACAAAAAGAUCCUUGGGAAUUAAGCAGGAGAUCUACAACACUAGCUGUUGAGGAAGCUGCUGCUAGUGUGAGUGUUGAUAAAACCUGCAGCAAAUAAAAUUCAGUUACCAACAGAUUCGGUCGCGGCCAAUUCAAACAUGCACUAAAACGACUGAACAGAUUAGAGUGAAAGUAUGUACCCAAUCUCCCACAAUGAUAAUCGAUAGUAUUCCGGGUUGACGAAUCGGGCAUUUAACCAGUACAGAAUAUCCAUCUACCAAAGCUAAUGUGAAACUCCAAGGUAUAACCAGACCCAUGAUUGUCACCAAAUAGCUACAACAUGAAUAAUAGAAAAUUCCAUGAAUUUUUACUGAUUAGAUUAUCACAGCAAAGAGAAUAGCAGAGAAAAGAGAAAGUACCAGAAAGCUGUGUAGCUGUAGAAUUCAACCCCUAAAGACAUAAAGAGAAGAGAAGCAGAUGAAAACAAAGUCUGGCCUAAUCUCAAACUGAAGCUGAAACUUGUGCCAACAGAGCCAGGUAAUUCAUUCAUGUAACUUAUUCUAUAAGGUUCUAAAUUCUAAACUAUAUAACUCUAUUAUUGUUCCUUCCUCUUCCCUUUGUAAUAUGCUAUCAUCAUAUAUUGUUUUCCUUCAAGACUCAA